Messenger RNA from Hydatigera taeniaeformis, 3669 nucleotides. Lineage: Eukaryota; Metazoa; Platyhelminthes; Cestoda; Cyclophyllidea; Taeniidae. The record is from the annotation of a GenBank genome assembly.
AUGCAGAUGUUCAUGGAGUCAUCCUUCACAUCAAAUCGUGGAGGAACGUUUACAUACUCUUCAGAUCCACGGGCCUUAUUAAAUAUUCAAAAUUUGGUUGCAACACUCCCUACAUUUCUCACUGGUUCUCUACUCUCUUCUGGUGCAGAUGCUAGUGUGAAGCUCUUCGCCCAUGACUGGAUCGGAAUUGUGACGGGUGAUAAUCUUUUUCUUUGGCGCUAUACACAGUCGAAGGAAACCAGGAUAGCCACGUCUUCGGCCUGCCACCAAUUUGAACUACCCUCGAUGUCAGAGACAUUGACGUCAGCAGCGUCGGUUUCAGUUUCUUGCUUUGAAGGCCACGGGCGGCCCCGUCUCUGUGCGGCUGCCGUGGCUGGUGUCCUUCGUAUUUGGCCGCGUGGCGUCCUUGGAGCUGUAGGACGGUCGCAGGUAUUGCGCGACUUUCUUGACACUCAGCUGAGUGGUCUGAAGGCUGGCGAAUUAUGUGUGGCGCUGGAAGAGGGUCCCUGUUCUGCCACCUUCCUUUUGGCCACUAAUCAUGGUCGCAUUUUCGGCGUGGAUGCAAGGAUGCCAGAGGACUGUGUUUUUGUCUUCCUUGUCGUCGAUAGCAACACUAUCGGCACCACUGCGGAUGCUUCGAUGAGCUCAGGUCGAGCCGGCGCAGAAGAGAGUGACAUUAGUCUUCUCUCGGGGCUGAGUCGUCGAGUCGCCUCCAUUUGGUCCUAUGCCACAAGCAGGGUUCCUUCUCUCAGUGUCACUGGUACAAAUGCCUCUCCUGCUACCUCUUCUACUGGAAAAGUUCUUCGCUUCCUUGUGGACGUCGAGUCACAGAAUUCUUGUCGAAUGACCCUUCUCACACAGGCUCGUAUCGCUAUUUGGCUCGUUGAUGUCGAUUUCGAGCACUCACUUCUCUUUAACCUAGACCUCAACAACGCUAGAUAUGGUGAGGCCCUAGAUGUUGCCGCCUGUUCUCUCUCGUCUCCUGUACUUUGGCUCCUCUGUACUUCGUCUUCUGAGAAAGAGACUCUCUGUCUCCUCUCAAUAGAUGUCAAGAAAGCGGCGAAGGGUGAGGAACCGAUUGCACUGACUUCAUUCUCUGUGGAAACUGAGACUCCCGACUUUCAGAUGAUUGCCUCGCUUUCUGGCUUAAAUGCGUACCCAUCCACUCUCCUGGCUUUGUUCGCACGGGAUGCUGGAACAGUUCACAUUGUGGAAGCUCUGACGGGACGCUGCAUAAGCCAGGUAGAAUUCGAGCAGACCUCAUCUUUACUAGGAGUAAUCAGUGCUCCUCCAGAUAGUACUGCGCUCUUCCUCCUUGUAACACGCCAGCGUGGUGUUUAUGCCAUUGUCGGUGAAGACCCUUGUCUAUCCACCCUCAAUCCUCGUCCAUUCAUCGACCAACUCACUAAAGUCACCUCACUUGGUGUUGAGCCUGAUCAACUAUUGGAAGCACUCUCAAGAAUUGCUGCGAUUCUUUGGAUGGGAUUUGAGGAUGAAGCUGAGAGCUUAAUCACUUCCCUAUUCGCCGCACCUCAUCGGAAUCAACUUACAUCCGCCACUCCCAUUGCAUUCCUACGUCUGAUACGUCUUGUCCUCAAUUGCCGCCCAAUCAGCGGACCCGAUGCUCGCUGGCGUGGCAUGUCUAGUAAUAAUGCUCUGAGCUUCGACUUUGCUCGCACUGGGGACUCGCGGUUCAUAGCCAAACAACAGGCCAUAGAGUGUCUAGGUAUGAGUCUGUGGCCCAGAGUGCUGGCUACCUUGACCUCCGAUGGUAGUGGUUGCAGUAAACUAACUGAUGCCUUGACUUUGUUGACGGAGAUUUUCCCUCCCCUCCUCACCAGCGAGGAGGCGAGCCCAUUCCACCAGCGUCGGCAUCACAUACUCAAUGCUUUUCUGGCUGGCGCUGAGGUCUGUGAAUGUGCACGUGUUCUUCACACCCGAUGGAGUCGAUUAAAGCAGAAUUCUCUUCUGCAUCCUGUCUUUAAGUCUACAGUGGAAGCGGCUACGCUGGCAGGUGUGAUUCGUGGAGGAGAUGUUCACAAUCUUCUCUCCUCAGAGGAUAUUUUUUUCCAAACUGUAACCCUGGUUCCCCAGUUUAUUGCCACCUUGGCCGAGCACAUUGUGACAAACGCCAAGAAUUGCCUGACUGAUCCUAUCGACCCUGUUGAUUUUGUGGCCCGUGGUGCCCAACUACUAACGACUAGUCUCUCUGAAUCCCUCGACUACAGACAGAAGCUUUUAUUUGCUCUUGAAUCUGUUCUUUCUGAGGAAUCUUCUGGUAAUGGUACCAAUAGUGCCUUGGAAUGCGACUUCUUUUGUUGGCUUACGGCCAGCGAUGUGCUAUGCAAUCAACUUCUUGACGCCUUUGACGCUUUAGCUGAGGUGGUUGUCACUCUAUCCGGUGACACCGAUCGUAUGUUGGCAGACGGUGGAUCGCUAAAGCAGGAAUGCGCUUGUCGUAGCGUGGAGUUGGCCACCAUUCUCCUCCAAAUCUUUCAACAGCUUGUUCGAUGGCCCAAGCACUCGGUUGACCUGGAUACACGGUUUACAGAGUUGAGGACGCGGCUCAUCUCCGCUGUGGCUUGGCGCAUAAGUCGUCCUGAAGCAGCUUUGGACCUAGCUAUUCGUUUUCUCGACAAGGAGCUUAUGGUCAAGAUCUCUGAUCACCUCGACAAACACGCCCCUGAUGGAAAGUGGCAUACUAGUCUUAUGAACGCACUCUCUCGAUGCCCGAAGGACAUUGGUUUAGCUGAUUAUGCUCUCCAGUGGCACUACUCACAUGGCGAAAAGGCACGCCUCCAAUCGCUGCUCGUAAUGCUGCAAAAGCGAGAGACAGAGGUGUCGCCUGGAGGAACAAUGGACGCGAUAGAGGUACAACAAAAGCGCCUAACCUCAUCACCCAGAGGCGUUCCCGAUGCAUCGUCUGUAAAACGGGCACGGCAGACAGCUGAGACGUGUGUUAGUCGUUUUUUACGGCGGAAGGAGGCAAAGGAUUUCGCUUGGCUACAUCAGCUUGGCAAUCGGGAUUAUGAGCAGGCAUCCAAGGGUCUUCUUGCUGCAGGACUAAGCGAGACCAACUCCCUUGACCGUAGACGUACCCUUCUUAGCCUCUCCAAGCUCUCAUCCAUUGCUGCCAGUCACUGUAGAUCUACCAAAAACGACAACGAGCUCGUUGACAAGCACCUUGAGGUUCUUCGUUUCCAGGCAAGUCUUACUUUCCGAACCGCGCAUUUUCACAUAGCAAGCUUAGAGGAGUUGAUGCGACGGAAGUCGCCACAUCAAGACGCUGACCUCGCUGUCUGCUCCGCUGCUGCACUAGCUCAGCUCUUUGUUUCGGAGAUUGAGUCGUCGUCCCAGAAGUUGACAAGAGAAGACCUUCUCGUCACUUUCUCUACCGCACUUCGAUUGGCUCAAUUGGCAUUAGAGUUGGAUGAAACGGAGGCUGCGGAAGUUGACUCAGUCGAAAUGCAGCAUCAAUUACUGUUCCAAGAAAUCUGGGCGCAGGCAGUAAAAGUGGAUGCAUGGAAGAAGCCGAAUGAUGAUGGAGACUUCAAUGAGGCGUGUGAGAAUAGCUUCUUUUAUGCUCUGCUUGAUCACUGUCUGCGAGCUGGUAAGCUGCGACAGGAUAUAACACUCAUAAAUGUUGGAAUUCUUUACCUUGUUAUGUAA